AUGCCGCCCAGCAAAUCCCAUGCCGAUCCAUUCACCACAACCUCCAACGGUCCGCCGCUCCGGAAAACCAAUGCAAGCGCCGCGUCCACGCGCACGCGUCAACAACUCUUCGCUCCCACUCUUUCCCGUAGACCCACAAGUCGGACCACACCUCGUAUAGACGAUGAUGUCUUGCCAGACUCGAACUCUGAGCAAGAAAACUCCACACGGCAACGAAGACAUGCAAGAAGAUUACGAGGUGGGUCGCCCGUGGAAGGCAGAGGUGGAAGGGCAAGGUCGAAGCAGCAGGUAGAGGAGUUGGAGAUUGUGAAUCGGCAGCCUGAUGGGACGUAUUUGCUUGAUGGAAUGUCGAUGGGUUUGCUUGCAGCACCGACGCCGGUGUUCGGACAGGAUAUGGCUGAUAGUGCCGACGCUAUGGAUGCUGCUAUUGCAAGACGAUAUUUUGCAUGUGGAGCACAUAUGAGCAGCAAUCGGAGAAGUACCAAGCACGAUGAAGACCUACACGCAGAAUUUGAGCGUGAACGUCCUGAGAUUCAGCUACGGCUCCGCGAAAAGGCCCUCGCGAGGCUCCAAGAUGCCAAAUGGAUGUAUGAGCCAGUAGAUCGAUUCCAGUCAUCUGGUGUGCCAUGA
Molecule: messenger RNA, 630 nt
Organism: Ramularia collo-cygni
Lineage: Eukaryota; Fungi; Ascomycota; Dothideomycetes; Mycosphaerellales; Mycosphaerellaceae
Exons: 3
Coding region: 1-630 (209 amino acids)
Source: RefSeq, a predicted model, not a curated record